AUGACCGCCAUCGAUUUCGAAUCAUCCGGUCAGCGCAUCGACGUCAGCCUCGAGGAUGUGGCCGCGAUGGCUCUACUGUAUGGAUUCGAGAGGCCCGGACCUCAUUCCGACACCAAACCAGCAGCUCAACGCGCCAACCUCUCCGAUUUCUUCAACGUUUACGGCGUCAACGCGUUCUCUAAGUUCAAGGACAAGUUCCGAAGGGAGACGCUGCUGCCUCCAGAGGAGCAGAAAGCCAUGGAACAACAGAAGGCAAUCGACGCCGAGCUGAACAGGUACAAGUUUCCCGAAGUCACCGAUGCGGAGUUCAAGAGCGCCCUCGAGCAGCACGAUCGCAUGAACAGGAAGUGGAGGAUCUUCAAGAAGCCCGGCGGCGUCGCCGUCAGGCCCGAGAUCUUCUACGAGAUCCUGGGCGCCAAGAUGCAAAUCGAGAGCGGCGACUGCACCGAGGAAGAACCUCAGUGGAACGAUCUCGGCGCGGUCGAUUACAUCGGCAAAGCGAUUUGGAGAGGUCACACAGGCUGGAAGGGAAAGUCGAAGGAAGAGGCCAUGGCCGGAUUCGUCGCUCUGAGCAAGAAGGCAAAGCACAACUACUCCGACAACUUCUUCGUCUGAUGA
Messenger RNA from Micromonas commoda, 618 nucleotides. RefSeq lists its product with no specific name. The transcript is spliced from 2 exons. Bases 1 to 615 code for a protein of 204 amino acids. Gene Ontology annotation, molecular function: fatty-acyl-CoA binding. Lineage: Eukaryota; Viridiplantae; Chlorophyta; Mamiellophyceae; Mamiellales; Mamiellaceae. The record is from RefSeq and is a predicted model, not a curated record.